This is a messenger RNA of Ricinus communis (castor bean), 1160 nucleotides long. RefSeq names its product acidic endochitinase. Gene Ontology annotation, biological process: carbohydrate metabolic process. Gene Ontology annotation, molecular function: chitinase activity. NCBI's taxonomy places the organism in Eukaryota, Viridiplantae, Streptophyta, Magnoliopsida, Malpighiales, Euphorbiaceae. The coding region runs from base 108 to 1004 and encodes 298 amino acids. The transcript has a single exon. The record is from RefSeq and is a predicted model, not a curated record. Gene Ontology annotation, cellular component: extracellular region.
UUUGGCAUCAAAGUGGGCUCCUUUUCCCCUAUAAAAGAUAGGCUUUUGUAACAGUUCAAGCAGCAAUUCCUGCAGAAUAUACUAGUAUCUCAAAAUAUUAGCUCAGAAUGGCAUCAGGUUCAGCAAUCUCACUAAUAUUCUUCAUUUCAGUAGUUCUGACAUUAAUUCUGGGUUCUGAAGCAGGUGGAAUAGCAAUCUAUUGGGGUCAGAAUGGAAAUGAAGGCACCUUGGCAGAGACUUGUGCCACAGGAAACUAUGCCUUCGUGAACAUAGCUUUCCUUCCCACUUUUGGAAAUGGUCAGACUCCUAUGAUCAACCUUGCUGGUCAUUGCGAUCCGUACAGUAACGGUUGCACAGGCUUGAGUUCUGAUAUAAAAUCAUGUCAAGCCAAAGGCAUUAAGGUGAUGCUUUCUAUUGGAGGAGGGGCUGGUAGUUACUAUCUUGCGUCUGCUGAAGAUGCCAGGCAAGUUGCAACUUACCUUUGGAACAACUUCUUGGGUGGAAACUCUUCAUCUCGCCCGCUUGGCCCUGCUGUUCUAGAUGGGAUUGAUUUUGACAUUGAAGGAGGAACAACCCAGCACUGGGAUGAUCUUGCGAGGUUCCUUUCUGCAUAUAGCAAGAGUGGUAAAAAGGUCUACUUAAGUGCAGCUCCUCAGUGCCCAUUUCCUGAUGCUUGGGUAGGAAAUGCUAUGAAGACGGGGCUUUUUGACUAUGUUUGGGUCCAAUUCUACAAUAAUCCUCCCUGCCAAUAUUCAUCAGGAAGCAUGAUCAAUCUUGAAGAUGCAUGGAAGCAAUGGAUUUCAAGUAUCCCAGCCAACAAGAUUUUCCUGGGAUUACCUGCUGCUCCUGCUGCAGCAGGAAGUGGGUUUAUCCCUGCAGCUGAUUUGACUUCCAAAGUCCUUCCUGCAAUUAAGGGGUCUGCUAAGUAUGGAGGGGUUAUGUUGUGGUCUAAGUAUUAUGAUGAUCAAUCUGGUUAUAGCAAAGCAAUUAAGAACUCUGUCUAAACUAUCUCUCACAGCUUUAUAAGAAUAUAUAUAUAUAUAUAUAUUUUGUGGGAGUUCAUAUAUUUUCCAAAUCUUCAUAUCUGGAUGUACUUUUUCUCUAUGUAAAUAAAUGCUGAUUUCUAUGUUCUUCAUGUACUGUCCGGUACUGGCUUUCUC